This is a messenger RNA of Marchantia polymorpha subsp. ruderalis, 2256 nucleotides long. Lineage: Eukaryota; Viridiplantae; Streptophyta; Marchantiopsida; Marchantiales; Marchantiaceae. The record is from the annotation of a GenBank genome assembly.
UAACCAGAAUAGUCGAAAGAGUCACUGUUGUCCGUAAUCGGAAUUGGAAGCGUUCAUCAGAUCACAGAUUUAUGUCAGGUCUGGAUCUGGAUUAUUUUUCUCGAUUCAGAUUCAUAUUUUUUCACCGACCUUCCAGACACAAUCUGGUCAGAUCUCUUUCGAUACUGUACUGUACGCGUGACCAACGGAUGGGCACAUUGUCAUUUCGAAAAGCAGCUGACAUGAUGUAAUCGAUCAGGGCAGGCAAGUUGCCGGGGCUCCGACAAUCGAGAGAGAGAGAGAUGAAGAGAGCGCUUCUCUUAUCCAAAUCAGUGUCGUAGUACUUCGAUUCGGAAGGUAUAAGAAGGGCUCGCAAUCGAACGAAAUGCAGUAUCCAUCAGUGACUCUCACCAAGAGUCCAUCUCACAAUUUCCCCCAGCGGCCGGUGUUGUUGGUCAGCUCGAACACGAAUUCAACCGUGCGGGUUAACACCCGUCGGUGGGUACUCAAUCGCGCACUAAGCAUGGAGAAAGAUUGUCCACCCAGCUUCUCUUGCAGCAGCGAUGGUCAUGAUCCGACGCGUCGAUCGAAACACAUGGAAGAAUGCGUUCCGCAUAAGAGCCAUCAUCAUCUCCUGCACGGAGGACCUCAUCGAGCACCAGAGGAGGCAGCGAAAUUGGACGCGAAAUUGGACGCCCACGCUAAUGGCACCGAGAGUGGAGUGGCAAGCAGAUGGAGAGAGCUCGCAGGUUGCAACGACUGGGAAGGUCUACUGGAGCCAUCUCUGGACCCCGAUCUCCGCAACGAGAUUCUCCGAUACGGGGACUUCUGUCAAGUGACCGAGGAUGCAUUCCCGUACAUCGCGAACACGGCGCAUCCCACUGGAUGCGCAUACCCGAAGAGGGAUAUCCUGGCCAAGGUCGGGCGGCCGAAAACCGGAUACUCGGUCGAACGCUACCUCUAUUGUUAUGUUAAGGGCUCGAAGGUCGGGCCCCAGGAUCCCGUCAUGGAAACGAACUGGUCCGGCUUCGUGGCAGUGUGCACCGACGAAGCAGAAAUUAAGCGGCUCGGCCGACGAGACAUCGUGGUGGCCUGGCGAGGGACGAAGACGACCUUCGAAUGGCUCCAGGACUCCGUAUUGCGCCAGGAGCCUCUCGUGGGGCGCGAUGGAUUGCCUGGGCACGAAGCCGCCCGUGUGACAGCGGGCUUCUGGCACUUCUUCGCGGACUAUCCCGAGACAAAUCAGAUGUUCCGCAAGCACUCUGCAGGCAAGCAGGCCGUGGACGAGGUGGCUCGCCUGCUGGAGGUGUACAGAGGGGAGGAGCUAAGCAUCACCUGCACGGGGCACAGCUUGGGCGGCGCUCUGGCGACUUACUGCGCUUACCAGCUCGUGGAGGCCGGGACGAACAAGAUCGCCGGGGCCACCGUCCCCGUCACCGCGAUCACAUUCGCCUCCCCUCGUGCCGGCGACGUCGUGUUCCGCCGGAGGUUUGAGGAGCUCGGGGCCAAGUGCUUGAGAGUGAAAGUUGAUCAGGAUCUUGUGCCUUGCACGCCCCCUGGCGAUGACGCGCAGACCGUCGCCCCCGUUGAGGUGGUUAGGAGGCUGGCAGUCCAGAAUUGGGGACUCGUCCAGGCGGGUGCCGAUACUGCAGAUCACUGGUUCGAGGUCAAUAGAAUGAAUCUGACGGAUCACUCGCCCUACGUCGGCUACACGAGCGUGGGAACUACGCUGCGGCUGGAUUUUUCCAAGUCCCCGUACUUGAGGCAGCCCUCCACGAAAUUGAACUCGACCUGGUCGAACUCCGCGGCCUACAUCGAAGGAAUGAUAGGUAACUACCACAAUCUUCAGGCAUACCUGCACCUGGUGGCAGGAGACGAUCAUGAUGGGAAGUGGACGCUCAGGGUCGACCGAGAUCUGGCUCAGAUCAACAAGAGUGCCGACGUUCUGGCCGCUGAGUAUGCGAAAACUAUACCUGGAAAGUGGUGGAAGUUGGAAAACAAUGGAAUGGUGCAAAACGAAGACGGUAGUUGGGUAUCACCUGUCCGCUAUGACCCUCAAUCAAACUCUGAUGAUUACGAUUAGGACAAUGUUCGUUUUCCUGCUCUGUUCUCUGUACAAGUAGCUUGCGACAGUAAGUGAUCUCGACUGUUACGGCAUAUCUUCUUUAGAUCCUGAUUAUCUGUUCAGUCUUUGACCCUCUUCUUCACGAUUGCAAAGGCAAUACGUUUUGUGAUUCCAAAUUUAUCUAGAACCAGCUGAAACCAGCAGAUUGCACC